AUGGCGUCCUCUGCGAGAUUGCUCAUGGAGCGGUCGAAGAAUGUCACGAAAGGGUUGAAUUUCACAAUGGCGGAGACAUCCAAGUCCGCGAGGUCUAAUGCGACGGGACUCCUGAUUCAGAAGCUUGUCUUUGCAGAAAGCAAGUCGGUUCGGACUUCGACAAUCAUUCUCGCGGUUUUCAAUAUACUAGCUGCUUUUGCAACGGCAUGCAGUAUAGUAUACGACUGUUACUUUGCGUACAAGAGAUGUAAUCCAAAAUUCAAGGCAUCAAAAUUUUGUAUACGGACGAUACACCCAGCAGAGACCUUUCCAUUAAUCUUGGCGAUUGGAAUCGUUAUUCAAGGAAUUGUUUUUGCUGCUGUGCAGGGGCAGGGCCUCACAUCGUUGUUUACAACUGGAUGUUCAGUUACCGCGCAGUUUAUGUGGCCUGCAUUAUUCAUUGUGCCAUAUAUUCAACUCGUUUUCGGAAUCGAAUGUGCUGUCCGAUCUCUACGACCUCGACCAUUCCAAGCGAGGGGAAACCACAACGUUAAGAUAUAUAUUGUGCUCGUCGUGGUGAUGUUGGUGGUAACUUGGAUCCCUUCCAAUCUGACAAAAGAGCCGGAUAGCUGCUUCGCCUCAUUAAUGUGGUUUAUCACGAGAUUCGGGAUGGAUGGGCUGAUAUUAUUGACAAUGACUGCUUCAUUGAUGAUGAUCAGUGCUAUUAUAAUAUUCUUCAGGCUGUCGACGGUGAAGCUGAUUGAUGAGCAUCAAAGAAUUGCUGCGUCGCGAAUGGUCUACUAUCUUAUCUUGGGGACAAUAUCUUUGGCGUUUGUCAUUCCAUGGUUCGGUUCGCUCGUGCAGAAUGGCCCAGGAAACGGGGAUUUGAAAUUGUCCAUGAUGGCAACGGUGGUUGUCAAUUUGUCGGGAUUGAUCAGCGGCCUCUUGCAAUUAUUCCUUCGCGCAAACACAGCCACGACUUCAUUUGGUCCAAGAAGCCUAAAGGAUCGCAAGAAGCAUGAGAUCCGAAUGUGGGGGCCUAACGAAUUGGUAUUCAACAAUCACUUGAUGGACCCAUUAUCUGGACCUCGAUCGCCACCAAGGAACCUUGCUAGUCGAUCAGACAGUCGGUCAAGUUUAGUAGGAUUCGAAAAGGAAGUUGGGCGAGUUAUAAGCAUGGAAUCGGUGCGGAGCCCGCCGUUCGAAUUACCAGCUCGAUACAACAACAAUUUAGCAUCAAGUGCGAUCGAGCCAAAGACUUUCACCAAUUCUGAGUCUGCCUAUGAAACCGUCGCACCAGCAGCGCAUACACACGCACGAAAACCUUCAUAUUCUCUCUUUCCCCCGGAGAGAAGUCCAGACAAACUUCUUACCGUACCAGGAACACGGCAACAAGAGCCAACCUCCAUAUACGACAUUAGCGAUCUAACACCCCCACCUCCAAUCUUCGGACCUGGAUCCCGAACAAAUCACAGAAGAGAUUCAUCAAUGGCAUCUUCGGCAACGGUGCAAAUCGGACUACGAUUAUCGCAUGCCCCCGAACUAUCAGAAGAAGAUCUGCCGACUCUCCCUCUUCCUUCAACAACAUAUAACGCAAACGCAACUCGCCCACAAACGCCUGAGUCUCUCGACAUCAAAAGCUUCAACUUCUCAUCACUACCCCGAUCACCAUUGCGACCAAGCCCGUUAAACAUCAGCACAGUAUCACCUACCAAAAGCCCAACGUAUGUUAAUAAAACAUUACCACCUACACCGAAAGCAAAUAUUCCCAUCUCGCGCCUCAACGAAUCAAAUACGCAAUUAAGUCCGACCGUCUACUCACCCGACAAAAAGACAGCGCAAACACCGGAGAGCGCUACAAUGCCCAAGAACCCAUUGCGGGGAAAUCCUCUAGGCAGUCCGAUAUCUCAACCAGAAAAGACGGUUCAAGGUGGUGGCAAGAGUGAUUGGAUAUAA
This is a messenger RNA of Lachnellula hyalina, 1935 nucleotides long. RefSeq lists its product as uncharacterized. NCBI's taxonomy places the organism in Eukaryota, Fungi, Ascomycota, Leotiomycetes, Helotiales, Lachnaceae. The transcript is spliced from 4 exons. The record is from RefSeq and is a predicted model, not a curated record. Bases 1 to 1935 code for a protein of 644 amino acids.